Molecule: messenger RNA, 3672 nt
Organism: Periophthalmus magnuspinnatus
Lineage: Eukaryota; Metazoa; Chordata; Actinopteri; Gobiiformes; Gobiidae
Product: protein FAM83B-like
Exons: 5
Coding region: 84-2681 (865 amino acids)
Biological process (GO): epidermal growth factor receptor signaling pathway
Cellular component (GO): membrane; cytoplasm
Source: RefSeq, a predicted model, not a curated record
GAUCGCUCCACGCCUCAGAGCUUUUCACACAAGACCGCUCUGACAGGUCUGCAGCAAUGAGCUAAAGUCUAAAAUCAUCACAAAUGGAUUCCAGCCUAUCCGGUCUGUCGUCACUCAAAGAUGACAGCCCUCCUCUGUACAUCCUGCCCCAUUAUAAAGAAGGCUAUCGACUGGCUAUCUACGCCCUCCUGUGUGGUGGUAUAGAGUCUUACGAGGAGUUCUUACGAGCUGAGCAAAUCAACCACUUCCUCUCUGAACAGGAAAUAGCUUUUAUUUUGGAAAAUGCUGAACUCCCUGUGAUUGAGGACGAGGGGGAGGGUAAAGGAGUAAUCCCGGAGGAGAAUGGGGUGUCCACGUACUUCCCCACGGAGUCUGAUGAGGUGGUGCCGGACUUGGAUUUGGGAUGGCCCGAAAUCUCACUAGAAGAGACAGACACGAGUAUAAGUGUACUGUUCAACCCACCCAGACAAGACACACCCAGUAUCAAGGAGGUAGUGCGCAAACAGAUAGAAGAGGCCAGGCAGCUGAUCGCGUUGUCGAUGGACGUCUUCACUGAUGUGGACAUUUUUAAGGAGCUCAUUUGCGCGGCUCUGAGGGGAGUGGUUGUGUACCUCCUUUUGGACCAAACCAACUUCAGCAGUUUCUUGAACAUGUCCCAGAAACUCGGGGUCAACCUCAGCGACAUCAAGACCAUUCGAGUUCGGACAGUGCAGGGACUGCAGUACCAAUGUCAGUCCUCUAUGAAGUUUAACGGUGCUCUGGAGCAGAAGUUUAUCCUCAUUGACUGCAGAACUGUGCUUUAUGGGACUUACAGCUACACGUGGACUUUUGAGAAGCUAAACUUGACCAUGGUCCUGGUCAUCACCGGUCAGCUAGUCUCUUCUUAUGACGAGGAGUUUAGACGCCUCUACGCCCGCUCCACUGUUCCACCUCUCCUGUCCCGUGAAAAACUGCACCCAAUACACUACCUGCACAGUCCCUCUUCCAGCCAACCCUCUCUGCAUCAACUCCAUAUGAAAAACAAAGCUAUCAAUGGCUUUGCUAACAAUAGCAACAUGCUAACAAGAGGUGUUAGCAUGCAAGACAGGUUGCACUACUUUCCGGAAAUGAGUAAUCUUGUAAGGGGGCACAGCUAUGGAGGAGAUCUUCAAAAGUUUAAUUCAACGCGGUUAAGAAUGGGGACUAAAGAUAUCGGACUGGAAAGACAUACAUUUAGAAAAAAUGAGUUACAAAACAGACAACAUUUAAGGCACCAAUCUCGAUAUGGCGCAGACCAUAAUUUAAUUCCAUUCAAUUCAGAGACAUCCCUAAACAAGUGGAAAAUGGAUGUUUACUUGAAUGGACCGCUAGAUGCAUCUUACGAAGCUUUGUCACCAUUUGGAUCACCUUAUAGCAGUUACAACGUGCUAAACGAACCGCCAUCCCAAAAUAUUCACAUAAGAUCAAAAGAUAUUAAGCAAAGAAUGGAAGAAACGCGUCAAAAGAGGUUGAGUUUGCAAGAAUACGCUAACUUACAACAAGGGCAGGAGCAGUUUUGGAAUAUGUAUUUAACACAAGAAAAACAAAAAACGAAGCAUUUGUCGAGGGGCAUGGAGUUACAGCAAAGUGCAGCAGAUUUGGAGGCGUUUGCGCACCAAAAUGACUGUAAGAAAGAAGGAGAGCGGGUUUUUACGGAUGGAAAAAGAACAAUAUCGCAUAAUGAUUUUGAAAGUAUGACAGAGAGAAAGACGAUGUACGAUUGGCAAGAGACUAAAUCAAGAUCAACCACAAAUCUAGAUCUGAAAUUGAAUGAUUCAGUUGGAAGGGGGCUUGGUCCAAAACACCAAAGACACAUGGAAUCAUUGACAAAAAUCCCAGAAGAGAAAGAAGGAGUUAGUCGUGUUAAUAGUUUAGAUUUGCCGCCGCAAAAAGAGGAACAGACUAGAAAAGAAGAAAAGGUUGUAAGUUUUGAAGAGAAAAUUGUGACAGGGCAAAAGGAGCCUGCAGGCAAAAUGGCAGAUGGUUUGAAUUCUGGAAUUGCAAAAGAAAGCAAGAAAUUGGUGCCAAAGGAAGUAGAAAAUGGACCAAAGAAAACAACCCCAGAAUCUAAAUCAAAAGAUGAAGCAAAGCAGCAAGACAAGACAAGUUUACAAAGAAAACAUUCUGUUAAGUCCAAAGUCUCUUCAGCAUUGUCAACUGACGAAAAGAAACCAGGAAAGAAAGAUUCACUGCAGAGAAAAUCCUCUUUGCGGUUGCAGAAAAUGUCCGGAUCAACCACAUCGCUAAAAACUGAAAGUUCAAUGGGGUCUACAGUUGGGAAGCAAGAGCAAACACCCAAAAAAUCAUCACCCAUGGAAGACAAAACGAAAUCACCAUUCAGUUUUCGAUUAUCUCCUCAACGUUUAAGCAAAAGAAAAACAGACAGUGAGAAAGGGUCUCGAAGUACACUAAAUGAUGAAGCAACCUCAUACGAAGCCAGAAAGGAGAAGGCGUACAGUCGAUAUGAGCAUUUGCUCGGGAGAGAAGAUAGUAGUUCAAGAACAGUUUAUAUCACGGACAAUGAAAGGAGUGUUGGAACACUGAAGGGCGUGACGAGUGACUGUAGAACUCAGACUCAGGGACAAACUCAAAAUACAGGGGAAAACAAGAUUGGACGUUUUGUGCAAAAAGUAAAGAGUAAUCUGAUGAACAAAACCAAGUGAAAUGGAAUCUGCAUUUUUCAUUCACCCUUUACUCAGUGGUAAGCUGCGAUUAUAGCCGUAGCUGCCCUGGGGCAGACUUGAUGGAAGCAAUACUGUCAUUCUGUGCUACCAGUGCCUCCGAACAACACUCACACACCUCGUUCAUACUAGGCGGUGAGUGUGGGUGAAAUGUCUUGCUUAUGGACACAACAACAGUUUUGCCACUAGUGCUCCACUGUGGCACCUGAUAUUCUCUCAUCCAAGUACUAACCAGACCUGGCCUUGAUUAGCUUCAAAGAUCUGACAAGAUCACACUUUGACAAGCCAGUAUGGUCACAACUACCAUGUACAAUGGUAACGUGUACUUGUGAUUCUCUAAUAUUAUGUUUAUAUGUGGUUAUACGUGGUUUUAAAAAAUGCUAGUAAUAAAUUAAACAUUUAACUAUGUCAAAAACAGGAUUAAGAUUGGGAUAUGUCAGGCUGCUCUAACUGUAGGGAAAACUAGGACAAAGUAGCCAAUGACUCACCCCUUUAUUUGUUUGGGCUUGGGCCUAGUACAGAUGCAAAUGCUGACCUCCUUAAGUAUGUAUCCACAGAUCUAAUUUUAACAGGGUUGUCUAUGUGGCAAAAUUACCCAUUUGUGUUAGACAACCAUUUUAUUUCUGCUGGGAGUUAGUUUCCAUUAUACUUUCCUGUCAUUGUGUGAACAUUGCUCACAGCUUUGGUAUGUUUAGGUUAAGUAAAUAUAUUUAUGUAAACUCUGUAAAAAUAGAUAGUUUCAAAUGACCUGAGGUGCAAUGAAGAACUAUUGUGCUUACCCAGAAGGCAAAGUUCAGUUUAAAAGAAAGACCACUCCCUUUCUUUCAAGGAGAACAUUGACUUCUGUUGGGCAAGUUUUAUUAUUUACAAUUAAAGAGCCUAUUGAACGUCACAGAAAAGUGUUUAAUGUUCAUUCAUUGGUAUUAUUUAUCUGUUGUUGGUUGUGGUAACAGACUAUAUACUUUGUAGGUUG